Messenger RNA from Ziziphus jujuba (common jujube), 1635 nucleotides. Its product is annotated as NAC domain-containing protein 7. The record is from RefSeq and is a predicted model, not a curated record. Bases 1 to 1635 code for a protein of 544 amino acids. Lineage: Eukaryota; Viridiplantae; Streptophyta; Magnoliopsida; Rosales; Rhamnaceae. Gene Ontology annotation, molecular function: DNA binding. Gene Ontology annotation, biological process: regulation of DNA-templated transcription. The transcript has a single exon.
AUGGUGUUGCCACGAGGCUUCCGGUUCGUUCCUUCCGAUGGAGACCUAAUUUACUUUCUCAACGAGAAGGUGAACGCUGGACAAACAACAUGUGAGCUCUUGGGAGAAUGUGACAUGUACGGAAACAGAGAACCUUGGGAGAUAUGGAACGACAAUGGCGGUCUCAGCGUGCAGAAGGGAGAGGAUCUUUACCUGUUUACCAAGCUAAAGAAGGUGUCCGUCAAUGGUAAAAGGAUUAAUAGGCGUGUGGGAUCGGGUACGUGGUCUGGUGCAAACUGCGGUGAACUGGUGGACGGGGUUGGUGAGAAGAGACACUUUCGGUAUGAGAAUAAUGGAGGACGUGACCACGGUGCAUGGAUCAUGCACGAAUACAGCCUUCUUCAUAAUAAUCAUGGUGAUCAUGGCGAUGAUGAGUAUGUUUUGUGUCGGCUUCGAAGGAAAAUGAGUGAGGCAAGAGAACAAAAGAGGAGGAAGUUGAUGAAUAAUAGUAAUAUUAUUAUUCAUAAAGAAGAUGAUCAGAUUCAUCUACAAUCUCAUGAUCAUGAUUAUCAUCAUCAAUCUGAUCAUGUCCAACAAGCCGUAGCACAAGUAGUACUGGAAGAGCAAACUAAUAAUGGCGGUUUGAUGAUCAAGAACAAUGAUAAUAAUGAUCCAAAUUCUGAUGAACUAUUGGACUACUACUUGAAACUGGAUGAACAAGAAAAGUGGUCUUUAUCCUUAUCAUCGUCAUCAUCAUCGAAUACUGGUGGAGGAGCUGCUGCUUACCAUAUGAAUAAUAUUAUUCAAGCCGAGCAACAAAAUGAUCAACAACUCGGAUAUUAUGAUAAUAAUAGUAAUAAUCCAAUUGGCUUUGAUGAUUUGAUUGAUUUAGGAGUUGUGUUCGAGAAUAUUGAUGAUGAAUUGACGGAAAUAAUGAAAUGCGAUGAGGUUCGUGUUCAUAAAAAAUCAUCGUCACCGUCAUCAACUGGUGGAGCAGAAAUAAAUAAUAAUCAAUUAAUACUGGAAGAUCAAGAAGGUGGUCAACAAGACAAGCCUACUAAUUAUUAUAAUAGCAAUACUGAUUAUGUGGUACAACUUGAAGAUGAUCAUCAGGAUGAUGAAGCGCUAGAUCAUAAAUUAGUGAAAGAGCUUGAAGAUCUUUUGGAAUUGGAAAUUGACCAUGGUGAUCAUGAUUUGAUGGAAAUUAGCAGUGAGGAUUUCCAAGCUCAUAUGGAUCAUCAUCAUCAUCAAGCUAAAAUGAAUUAUAAUCAAUUAUUGGAAGAUGAAGAAGUUCAAUAUGACAAGGCUACUGAUAAGAGUAAUACUACUGCGGCAGUAGGGGAAGAUGAGGAUGGAGCGCUUGAUAAAUUUGCUGAAAAGCUCGAAGAUAUUUUGGAAUUGGAAAUUGAUCCCGAUUUCAUGGAAAUCAAUCAAGCUAAUGUGGAUCAUAAUCAUCAUCAAGUAGAAGGAGAUCAACAACAACACAUUAUUAAUGAAGCAGCGGAUCGCCAAGUACUGGAAAUUGAAGAUGAUAAUAUUAAUAAUAUUGAUGGAAUGUCCUUUGCACAAGACCUGCAAAAUAUUCCACUCUAUUUUGCACCACUGCCGCCUGAUGAUCAGAUAGAGGAUAUUUUAGUUGAUCUCUUUAAUUUCUAA